AGGCGCAGAGAGUGAGCCAAGAUGGCGGCGCCCGUGGACCUGGAGUUGAAGAAGGCCUUCACAGAGCUUCAAGCUAAAGUUAUUGACACCCAACAGAAGGUGAAGCUUGCAGACAUACAGAUUGAACAGCUAAACAGAACGAAAAAGCAUGCCCAUCUUACAGAUACAGAGAUUAUGACUUUGGUAGACGAAACUAACAUGUAUGAAGGUGUAGGAAGAAUGUUUAUUCUUCAGUCCAAGGAGGUAAUUCAUAAUCAGCUGUUAGAGAAACAGAAAAUUGCAGAAGAAAAAAUUAAAGAAUUGGAACAGAAAAAAUCCUACCUGGAGCGCAGUGUGAAGGAAGCUGAGGACAACAUCCGGGAGAUGCUGAUGGCACGAAGGGCACAGUAGGAAGCCUCAAGGGAAACUUUUCCUCCUGACCCCUCCUAUUCUUGGCAAGGACAAGGAGCCUAUGCAGGGAAAUGGCCUCUGCUUUACCCUGAUAGAUGUUUUAUCUGGAUGGUCUGGUAACCCUAUGUUUUCUACAUCACCCUGAGCCCCUUUCAAAUCCCAACCCUGUAUUAUUUUUCCUGGCUUUGCCUGCCACCCCUGCCUAAGACACUCCUCUCCCCUGGAGGUGAGUCAUGAACUCUCAGGAGAGGGAAGAUUGGAGCCAGGACAGAUAGGGGAGCUCUGCCCAUGCUCCCUACUAGUCAUGCUGGUCAGACCAAUAAAAGGCAUUUGUGCCACUCUA
Molecule: messenger RNA, 733 nt
Organism: Miniopterus natalensis
Lineage: Eukaryota; Metazoa; Chordata; Mammalia; Chiroptera; Miniopteridae
Gene: PFDN1
Product: prefoldin subunit 1
Biological process (GO): protein folding
Cellular component (GO): prefoldin complex; cytoplasm
Molecular function (GO): protein folding chaperone
Source: RefSeq, a predicted model, not a curated record